CCACACCACAGCCAAGAUGGGCUUCUGGAUUUUCCUUGGGUUCUUCCUUUUGCAUCUAAGUACUGCGCAGCCUCCACCGCCCCAAUAUGCCCUGAUCGUGCCUGCAGUGGUGGAGAACAGCAUUUCCAAUAAGGCCUACCUGCACCUCGAGAAUCUGGAGGAGACAGUCUCUGUGAAUGUGACACUGGAGUACAACACGGAAAGCUAUCUUUUAUGGGAGGGCACUGUGACAAACAGUCACUUCUCCCACUGCUUCAAUUUCACGGUCCCCCCAGCUGGUUCUAGUGCAUUAGCAUUCAUACAUCUUUCUGCCAAAGGCUCCUCUGUCAGCUUCUACAAAAGGAAAGCAGUGGCUGUACGAAACCUAACUUCAGCUGUAUUUGCCCAGACAGAUAAGCCUGUCUACAAACCUGGCCAGAAAGUGUUAUUUAGAGUCAUUACUUUGGACACAGAUUUAAAGCCAAAGAAUCGCGUGUAUCCAUUGAUCUACAUCCAGGAUCCUCAAGGAAAUCGUGUUGCUCAGUGGCUGAAUCAGUCUGCUACCCAUGGCAUUCUCCAAAAUGAGUUCCAGACAGUCCAAGACACAACCCUGGGAACCUAUCAGCUUGUAGUGGACAAUAAACCAAGCUAUAACACUUAUCACUGGUUCAGCAUGGAAGAAUAUGUGUUGCCAACAUUUGAGGUGAACCUCAAAGCACCACAGAGGGUCUCUGCCUUUGAUGAAGAAUUAAAAGUAGAAAUGUGUGCGCGGUAUACCUAUGGCCAACCUGUCCAAGGAAAAGCCCAGCUCAGAGUGUGUAGACAACGCUAUUUCCAUCCAAGAUGUGAUCGAGAUUCCAAUGGGAUUUGUGAGGUUGUUAAUGCAGAGCUGGGCAAAGAUGGUUGCGUUUCUGAAAUGAUCAGUACCAAAGCCUUCCUCCUUUAUGCAAACCUGGGUGUGACUCGCCAUUUCUUCGUGUCCCUCCAGGUAGAAGGAGUUGUCACAGAGAAAGGAACAGGUGUCCAGAUUUCUAGCUCUAGCUAUAUCGCUGUUUACCAAGCAACAAAAUCUGUAGCCUUUGAGAACAUUGAUCGAUACUAUAAAAGACAGAUUCCUUUCACUGGAACGCUGAAACUGAGAGAUGAGGAUGGCUUGCCACUUGCCAAUGGACUUCUCUUUCUAGAAUUGGAUGGGGUGGUUGUAGCUAACUACACCACAGACGAGAAUGGUACUGCUCUGUUUUCCAUCGACACCUCUGAUCUCUUCGAGCCUCGCUACAAGUUGAGAGCAUACUAUCAACCAGAUCAGUGCACUGACUAUGGCUGGUUGGAAACAGACCAGCCAGAAGCCAUUUACCACAUCCAGCGCUUCUUCUCCCGGAGUGGCAGCUUUGUGAAAAUAGAGCCUGUGCUGGAAGAACUGCCAUGUAGCCAGCAAAGGCCAGUCACUGUGCACUUUAUCCUGAGCAAAGAUCAAUAUAAGGAUGUCCAGACUACCAAUGUUAACUUCCAUUAUAUUCUGAUGAACAAAGGCAAAAUUAUUGAUUGCAACACGCAGCAAGUGACAAUUACACCUGGGAAAUAUAGCACAUUCUCGAUCACACUGAAUGUUGAUCAGAGGCUGGCCCCAAGAGCUAGACUCCUGGUUUACUCCUUGCAGCCCAAUGGUGACCUGAUUGCUGAUAGUAUUUCUUUGGAAGUUGAAAAGUGUUUCAGAAAUAAGGUCAGCCUGCAGUUCUCUGAGAAAGAGGCAUUGCCAGCUUCGAGUGUCAGCCUCUUCCUUGAAGCUACCAGCAAUUCCCUCUGUGCCUUGCGAGCCGUGGAUAAGAGUGUGUUGCUUCUGAGGCCUGGAGAAGAUCUGUCUCCUGACCGUGUGUACAACCAGAUGCCUUAUCUAGAACUUUUUGGUUAUUAUUACAUGGGACUGGACCUUGAAGAUGACUCUAAAGAACCAUGCAUUGAGCUGAAAAAUACAUUUUUUGAUGGCAUGUACUAUGUCCCUGUGAAUGUUACCAAUGAUGGAAAUGCCUAUGAUGUUUUCCAGAGCAUGGGUCUCAAGGUUUUCAUCAACUCCACACUACAGAAGCCGGUUGUGUGCCAAAGUGACUUUGAAUGCAAGAAAAUUUCCUCUGAUGAUGAGCCUGGUGUUGGUGGUCUUGGUAGGUAUCAAGCAAAGGAAGUUGCUUUUGCCGGAUCUGCUGACAGCGUGGUGGAGACCAUGAGAUCCAACUUCCCUGAAACCUGGAUAUGGGAUAUUCUUCCAGUCGAUUCUAGCGGGAAGGCCACUCUCUCAUACACUGUACCUGACACUAUCACUGAAUGGGAAGCCAGUGUGUAUUGUCUGGAAGAAAAGGAUGGCUUUGGCAUGUCAAGGCCUGCCUCUAUGAGAGCUUUCCAGCCAUUCUUUGUUGGUGUGACACUACCCUACUCCACUAUCCAAAAGGAAGAGUUCCUUCUUAAAGCCAAUGUCUACAAUUACCUGAACUACUGCAUUGAGGUAACUGUUGCGCUGGAAGAGUCUGAGGAUUUCAAAGCAGAAAGCCUGUCAUCGGAGAACAAUCUCACAAGCCUGUGUGCAAAUGAAACAAAAUCCCAUACCUGGAGAAUUAUUCCUCAGCGGCUGGGCACCUUGAACGUCACCGUCACUGCUGAAGCCAAAGCAGGCGAGCGAACAGUGGGACGAAGGGACACAAUCAUCCUGCCACUCUUGGUUGAGCCUGAAGGCAUCAAAAAGGAGGUGACCCAGAGCAGUCUUAUUUGUACAAAAGGUACACCCAUCUCUGAGCCAAUAACCUUGAACUUACCUGAAAAUCUGGUGGAAGGCUCAGCUAGAGCUGUAGUUUCUGUCCUUGGUGAUGUUAUGGGCACAGCAAUGCGGAACUCUGAAAAUCUUCUCCAAAUGCCCUAUGGAUGUGCAGAGCAAAAUAUUGCCAUGUUCCUAUCCAACCUUGUCAUCUUGACAUAUCUGAACAACACUGGGCAGCUGACAGAUGAAAAAAGAUCCAGGAUCAUUGGGCACUUAACUAGUGGGUACCAGAGGCAACUGUCUUUCAGACUAUCUGAUGGAUCCUUCAGCACUUUUGGCAGCAAGCAAGCAGAAGGAAACCUUUGGCUCACUGCUAUGAUCUACAAAGCAUUUGCGCAGAGCAAGCCCUAUAUAUUUGUAGAUGACAAUGUCCUGAGCCAAGCACUCAUCUGGAUUGCAAGCAAACAGGAAGGAGAUGGCUGCUUCCAGCCACAAGGGAACAUCUACAACAAUGCCUUAAAGGCUGGAACAGAUGACAGAAUUGUAAUCACAGCUUACGUCACUGCUUCUCUAAUGGAAAAUGGACUUCCCCAAUCGGAUCCUGUGGUGCGGAAUGGUCUCUCCUGCUUGGCUGCUCUUUCAGACAGGGAUUUUGAAAACAUCUAUGUCAAUGCUCUCUUGGCCUAUACCUACAGCUUAGCUGGCGAAGUGGAAAAACUGAACCAUAUCUUUGAUAUCCUGCUAAAAUCUGCUACUAGAACUGGGGGUCUGGUGUACUGGGAAAGGGAGAAGAGGCCUGCAGCUGAACAGUUUUCUUCCUUCUAUCCUCGUGCCCCAUCUGCUGAGAUUGAGACCAACGCUUACAUCCUGCUGGCUUGGCUCAAACAACCCAACCUCUCCCAGGCAAACCUGACUUUUGCCUCACAGAUAGCACAUUGGAUUGUCAGACAACAGAACUUCUAUGGAGGCUUCUCCUCCAGUCAGGACACUCCUGUGGCCCUCCAUGCUUUAUCUGAAUAUGGAAUCCAGACUUUUCAAAAAGAUGCUGAAAACACAGUAGAUAUUAGUGCUGGGGAAUCUUUCACGAAGCGGUUCUUGGUGAAUAAGGACAACAGUGUCCUACUGCAGCAGGUUGCACUGCCCAGUGCCCAAGGAAGCUACAGCGUGAACGUUAGUGGCUCUGGAUGUGCCUACAUACAGACAACCUUGAGGUACAACAUCAUCCUUCCUGCACAGGCCUCUGGCUUUGCUCUAGCAGUGGAAACAAAAAAUGCUUCCUGUACAGGCAAUUUCCUGCCCAGAUUUACUGUUGUUGUGACAACCAGUUACACUGGGGAGCGCAACACAUCCAACAUGGCCAUUGUUGAUAUGAAGAUGCUGUCUGGUUUUGUUCCUGUCCAGUCGUCCCUCAAUGAGCUCCAAAACAAAGUGAUGCGAGUAGAAAUCAAGAAUGACCACGUCUUCUGUUAUCUGGAAGCUGUAUCAGCAGAGAAAAUUACUUUUGCAUUAACUGUAGAACAAACACAUGCAGUGUCUAACAUCAAACCAGCUCUAGUUAAAAUCUACGAUUAUUAUGAAACAGAUGAGUUUGCCCAGGCUGAAUAUACUACAGCUUGCCAGCAAGACUGAGUUUGAAAGCAAUGGAGAGAAAGCAAGGAAGAUCAGCUGUGUCUCUGAGAAUCACCAGUCCAGCAAUUGCCCUAACAACUUGUCAAGACUGGGGCAGCUUACUUUUUUUACUGGAAACUAGCUGCACAUUUUUAAGGUUCAAAUGGCUAUUUUGAAUAUCUUGAUUACAAAAUAAAAUAUUACUUGUU
Molecule: messenger RNA, 4542 nt
Organism: Sceloporus undulatus (fence lizard)
Lineage: Eukaryota; Metazoa; Chordata; Lepidosauria; Squamata; Phrynosomatidae
Product: ovostatin-like
Exons: 36
Coding region: 17-4354 (1445 amino acids)
Cellular component (GO): extracellular region
Molecular function (GO): endopeptidase inhibitor activity
Source: RefSeq, a predicted model, not a curated record